AUGAUGGACCUUUUCGAGACCAACGCGUACUUCUUCAAUGAUCUGCGCUUCCUCGGAGGAGAUAAUGGACCACUGCAGACCCUGGAAAUGUCGGCCGAAUCUCCUCUGUACAGGACCAGCGACAGCCCUGCGUCGCCGGGGCCGGAUCGGGUUCCAUCAGAGACCGGAUGCGACAGCAGCGGCGAGGAGCAUGUCCUGGCACCGCCUGGGUUUCAGCAGCACUGCGCUGGUCAGUGCCUCGUCUGGGCCUGCAAGAUCUGCAAGAGAAAGUCCGCCCCGACAGACAGGCGUAAGGCGGCCACGCUCCGCGAGAGGAGGCGUCUCAAGAAGAUCAACGAAGCUUUUGAGGCUUUAAAGAAGAAGACUGUGCCCAAUCCCACUCAGCGGCUGCCCAAAGUGGAGAUUUUACGCAGCGCUAUCAAUUACAUUGAGAAACUACAGGACCUGUUGCAGUCGCUGGAUGAGCAGGAGAAAAUACAGGCAAAUGGUCCAUUGCAUUAUAACUCAAAAGACCAACAUGUGCCAAGCACAGAGCACUUGGGGAGUAAGACGUAUCGUAUCUGGCCGAACAUUAACGAUCAUUCCAGUGUACCCGUGAUGAAUCAAAGGGAAGGAGUUGCGGAGUCCUCGGCUUCAAGCAGUCUUCGCCGCCUCUCCUCUAUCGUGGACAGUAUUUCAAACGAAGAACCAGCAGCAAAUUAUAGUGAAGGUGCCGCACAAAAGUAGACGGCAGGCUUUGCUGUGCGGGC
Molecule: messenger RNA, 749 nt
Organism: Brienomyrus brachyistius
Lineage: Eukaryota; Metazoa; Chordata; Actinopteri; Osteoglossiformes; Mormyridae
Gene: myf6
Product: myogenic factor 6
Exons: 3
Coding region: 1-726 (241 amino acids)
Biological process (GO): positive regulation of myoblast differentiation; muscle organ development; regulation of transcription by RNA polymerase II
Molecular function (GO): protein dimerization activity; RNA polymerase II cis-regulatory region sequence-specific DNA binding; DNA-binding transcription factor activity, RNA polymerase II-specific
Source: RefSeq, a predicted model, not a curated record